AUGGAUCCAAAACCAAGUCAGCAUGUGUCAGAGGUGGAAAGCCCAGAUUCAACUGAUCGAUUGCUGCCUGAGGAGCAGAGCUUGCAGCAGAACAAGUUCCAGCAGCAUUUAAACACCUGGAAUUCACUCCUCACUGACACAUGGCUUCCUGAAACUGUCGCAAUGAUAUUUAGCGUUGCGUGUUUUGUUGCUAUUAUUGCUAUAGUCAGAGCGUUUGACGGGGAACCAGUACCGACUUUCUCGGGCCGGGUGACACUGAACGCCGUUGUUUCAGUGUUAGGAACAGCAUCCAAAUGCUCUCUUCUUUAUGCAGUGAGCCAGUCCAUCGGGCAAUGGAAAUGGGUGUUAUGGAAGACCGAAAAGCGGCGACUGCGUUGUAUUCAAACCAUCGAUGAUGCUAGCCGCGGGCCUUGGGGUUCCAUCACACUUCUGACCCAUGAACAGUGCUCUGUUCUCUGGAUUGGAGCAGCAAUCAUGGUGCUCGCACUGGCGCUCGAUUUUUCAAUUCAGCAGAUCGUAAGACAUUCCACUGUUAAUGUCCAGAUUCCCAGGGGCUCUGCAGUGGCCAAGAAAGCGCUCCGCAUCAACCCUAUAUGGUACGAUGAACGAUUUCGCAAUGCAGUGCAGGCUGGGCUUUGGCACAAUCACGACCCAAUUCCAAGCUGUUCAUCUGGAAAUUGCACAUGGGAUAGGUUCACGUCCAUUGGCUUCUGUAACAAAUGCGAAGAUGUGACAUCCGUUGCAAAAAUGGUAAACUGCACGUACACCUCACACCCACAAGACCUAAAUACACCUAUUCCGUGCAAUGUUACUCUUCCCUACGGGGAAUGGUCAACAGUACCCAUCAGUGGGAUCAGCACAAGCAUUAACUUACCGAAAGAUAUAAUAUGGCAGGUUACAUGGUUCGGUCGGAGCCUUAAUGAUUCCUUGAGAAAUGAGGCUAUGGUCUUCGCACACGCUGAAUUGGAUGUCGGCACGGGAAUCAACGACAGUAUCCGCUACCCUGAAACACAGCUAAAAAUUAAACAUGUAACAAAAUGCGUCAUAUCAUUUUGUGCUAGGAACUAUAACAUUACGGUUUCACACGGUACUCCUGCAAUUUCCCUCACCGAGCCAGACUGGGGGCGCGUCUUUGUGGAUCUGCAAGCUGAUGAUGAUGAUGAACUCACGUGCUGGACGCCAGAGCGAGCCUUGAGCAACAUAUCGACCCAAGAGGUGUACCUCCCUAAACCUACGAAUGGUUCGGAAUACUCGAUCUGUUACAGUGUCUUUGAUCUCAAAUCGAGAUAUCUGGCUUUAUAUCUCGAUUCUAUGAAUAUUUUCUCUGGGGCUACUUACUGGACAGGCUCGAGGAACUCCACAGAAUCGAAAUGGACAUUCAAGGAUGCUGGGCAAGUAAUUUACUUUGAGCAGGAAGCCAGUUCCACUACCUCCAGGAUACUAGAGCUUGGCUUCGAAGAAGUGACAAAAAACGUUGCUGCGUCUUUAACCAAAGAUAUUCUUGAUAAUAGCACCGACACUGUAAAUGGUGCCGUGUUCGGUAUUGAAGACCGUAUAUACUUUAAUUGGUUGUGGAGUAUUUUCCCCACUUUGGUUCUUACUGCUGCUGUGGCAUUCUAUAUAGCAACAGUAUGGGCCAGUCAACUUGAAGGGGUUGGCGUGUGGAAGGCAUCUAUAUUGCCCGUGCUAUACAAUGGAGCUGAACAAAAUGUAUCGAAUGGUCACCACGACCUGACAACUGUCAGCAAGAUGAGCUCUGUGUCUCAAUUGACCGAGGUUCAACUGCAGCCAUCGGAUUCGACAGGAAGCAUGGUAUUAUGA
Messenger RNA from Aspergillus nomiae NRRL 13137, 1821 nucleotides. Its product is annotated as DUF3176 domain-containing protein. Lineage: Eukaryota; Fungi; Ascomycota; Eurotiomycetes; Eurotiales; Aspergillaceae. Bases 1 to 1821 code for a protein of 606 amino acids. The record is from RefSeq and is a predicted model, not a curated record. The transcript has a single exon.